Molecule: messenger RNA, 8328 nt
Organism: Cherax quadricarinatus
Lineage: Eukaryota; Metazoa; Arthropoda; Malacostraca; Decapoda; Parastacidae
Product: vitellogenin-like
Biological process (GO): lipid transport
Molecular function (GO): lipid carrier activity
Source: RefSeq, a predicted model, not a curated record
GCUGUAAGCAGGAGGAGGAGCAGCAGCAGCAGGAGGGACAGCAGGUAGUGACCUCCUCACCACAGCUUGGACUGGAGUAUUCUCCUUCACUCAUCUACUGUUUGUGGACCCUGGACAGAUGGCAUGACGAAGUGUGCUCUGGAAUGUCCUGCUACUGGCUUCCCCAAGCUUUCUUACCUCCCUGGAAACACGUAUUUAUACAACUACUCCGGUAAAACACAAGUUCAGUUGAAGGGUGUUGAAGACGGUAUCACAGAGACCGACUGGUCCUGCAGGGUUGAGCUAACGUGGUUUACCCCCUGUGACAUGGCCAUUUUCAUGAAGAAUCCUGUAAUAGAUGGCGUCCCAGAUGCUGCCAGGUUCCUGGAGAGGAACCCACUCUUGGUGGCGGUGAUCGACGGCAGAGUUCAGCAUGUGUGUAGUCAUCCUGACGACGAGACUUGGUCCAUCAACAUUAAGAAGGGCGUCGCCUCAGCCUUCCAGAACUCACUCCCAUCUUUUUCCGCCAUUUCAGGAAUGAUUAUUACUGAGACAGACGUAGUAGGAAAAUGCCCAACGCGAUAUGAAGUAGAAAGUGAAGGAGAGAAAGUUACUGUGAAGAAGAAGAAGAAUCAUCGGCUCUGCAAGGAACGUUACCCCACCCCUGCUAAGACCCAAGUGCCCUGGCUCAGAGGUCCUUUGCCACUGGCAGUGUCUGAGUCUACGUGCAUACAAGAAAUUAGGAAUGGACUCUACUUCACCAUCACUUGUGAGGAUAUGAACGUGGUCCGACCUAGUUAUGGUAGCUAUAAACAUGUCGAAGCCAAACAGGAGUCUGUCUUCAGAUAUCUCUCAGGAACCAGCGAGCAGUUUGCUACCGAUUUUACAGUACCUCUAGAUAAUAUGGUCCGCAAGAGCCUCUUGUAUGAUCAUGAAUCACUCAAGAAAGACCCGUCCUUAGUAGCCCAGUUGGAUCAUAUUAUGAGCCAGAUUUGUAAGAAAACAAAAGAUGCUGUUGAACGUGAUGUUGCUACUCUGGUGACUAAGGCUGUGCAUCUCCUACGUCGUGUGCCUGAAGAGGCUGUGGAACAAACUUUAAAUAAAAUUAGAAGAGAACAUUUUUGUCAAGGUAAUAGGAAACUCGAGAGCAUCUAUUUAGAUAUUGUUGCAUUCGUUUACGACUCUGGUGGUGUAAGAGUUAUUGUGAAUGAGCUUCUGAAUGGACAAAUUACAGGAUUUCGUGCUGUCCUCUAUGCUGCGGCUCUCUACCUCCAGCCUCGUCCAUGUAUCCAUGCUAUAGAGGCUUUGAUGCCUCUGUUUGAAUCUUCCCAAUCUUCUAACUAUAUUACCUUAGCUGCUGCUUCCAUGGUGAACAAUUAUUGUCGUCACAAUAGUAACUGUCAUGAUGAAGAACCAGUUAGGAGUCUGGCUGAAGCCUUAAGUAAUAAGCUUCACUAUCAGUGUGCUCCCUCUAGCGCAGAUGAGAUUCGGGAGGAAGCAUUAACAACUCUCAAGGCUCUAGGGAACAUGGGUGUGAUGGCACCAAAUGUAGUUAAAUCAAUUUUGAAGUGCUUGAAGACGGAGAACAUCAGUACCAGGAUCCGAGUUGCAGUUGUUCAAGCCUUCAGGCAGGCAAAUUGCAACCAGCCCGUGACCAAGCAGCUCAUGAGUAUAGCAGUUGAUCCCACUGAGACUACUGAAGUUCGUAUUGCAUCUUACAUCGUAGCAAUUUCCUGCGCACUAGAUGAGGAUAUUAAGAACAUUAUUACGAAGAUAUCUAAGGAGAAAAACACUCAAGUUCGUGCAUUUAUCCUGAGUCAUCUGCACAAUAUUCAACAGUCCAAUUCUCCUGAAAAAGAGAAACUGAGAUACUAUUUGUCAAAUAUCGCCAUUCCCAGAAAUUUUAAGACAGACAUCAGAAAAUAUUCUCGCAACAUAGAUCUGUCUUACUUCUCCCAGUCUUUGGGCAUUGGCGCUGGUUUAGAGUCCAACAUCAUCUACGCCCCGGGAUCCUUUAUCCCUCGCUCCAUUGACUUCAACCUCUCUGCUGCCUUAGAAGGAUUCUCAAUGAACAUUGGCGAAGUUGGCGUUCGAUUUGAAGGUUUAGAACCAGUCAUUGAGGAAGUGUUUGGUCCCGAUGGUUACUUACAUAAGGCUUCUAGCGUGAACUUUUUUGAAUAUUUAAUUUCAAUAUUCAAAAAUAAUGAGGGCGUAAACAUGAUGUCCCUGGAUCGCUCUACUGGAAAGAAAAUAUCAACUGAAUUUUCUGCGAUAUCUAACUUUUUAAACAAGAUAUAUGAUGGAGCUAAGAUGAAAGUUCCUAGAGCUGAUAUAUUUGCACGUAUUCUGGGACAAGACAUAUAUUUUGUUUCUUUAACGUCAAACCUUAAAGAUGUUAUAAAACAAUAUGUGGUAAAUGUUCUUCCCUCAUAUCUUGAAGAAUUUAUUAAACAAAUGAUGAACCUUGAGACUGAGUCUGCUCGCACAGCUCAGGUUUCACUAGACUACAUUUUCCCUACCAUCCAAGGUACACCUGUCAAGAUGAAAUUAAAGGGAAUUGGAGUGUUUGGAAUGACUAUAGUGUCUAAACUUAAUUUAUCCGACUUAUUAAACUUCAAAAUUUCUAACAACACAAUGAAGAUCAUUCCAAGCUUAUCUUUGCAAGCAAAGGCUUUUGUUGGAUUUGAUUGUUUUCUUGGAAAACUUGGCCUCGAGAUGAACAGUACAGGUUCAAGCAGCACUGGUGUUUUACUUAAAAUUAGAGAUAAGAACAGUAGAGAGCAGGAGCUUCACUUAGAACUCCCAGAGAAAAUGGAACUAAUUAAUAUAAAGAGUGAGGUAUAUUUAAUAAAAAGUAUCGAAGGUACACCAGACACCAAGGUGACACCAUCCUCAUUGCGAGACAUUAGAGUGACACAUCAGUCAUGUGUUACCAGUCUUGAACCCAUGUUGGGUCUCGAGUUCUGUUAUGAACUGCAAGUACCUGAUAUCUUUCGCAGUAAUGUCCUACCUCUAGGUGCACCGUCUAUUGCCAAGGUGUAUAUUCAGAAGGCUGAAGCUUCCAUAAAAGGAUACCUCAUAAAUACUGUCACUCAAACUAUGAGAGGUAGUAAAAUGUUGACUGCAAAAAUUGAAACAAUAGGGUCCAGGACAUCAAGGAUGGUUGAUGUAACACUCUCUUGCACUAAGCAAGAGCAGACCUACUUAGUCUCUACCACGCUUGAGUCUUCCUCUGUCAGCAGCGGCUUAUGGACCACCAUUACCAACAACGAAGAUCAAACAGACAUCGAAGCUUUUGCAAAAUACAGAUCGAGAGAAACCGAGAUGACCAAGGGGGUGAAAGUACAUUAUAAAACAGUGUCAUCGUUGGCUAAGGAGGAAUAUGAAUUGAAAAUGCAUAUCGGAAGAAACAGGGAUUUUUAUCCUGCAUCACAGAUUCUGGAGGGCAAGUUCAUAAAAAAGUUCAGAGAGCCUGAAAAUUCAUAUGAUAUUUUACUAAGAACGAAGAAUGACUUCAGGAAUUACUUUGAUUUUAAUUUUGAGGUUGGAAUUAAUGUGCUGCACACCUCCUCAUAUGUUCUGCUGCCAACGAAGAUUAAGAAGUUCGAAUUUCACACCGGUGUUGGAGGCUGGCAAGUCACCUCCUACAUGCGCCAUACAAGAGACUCAUUCCUCAUGGCUGAGUAUUCAUCUGCUUUUAAGUUAGUACGAAGACAUGGCGACUUAAUAUCUGUUGAAGCCACCCACUCAAUACGGAGCACUGAUGACCCCAUCAGCACUACGCUUAUUGCCAGAAUUGGUAGUGAUGGAUAUAAAGCUUCUAGUGACUUAUUAUAUGGUGAGUACAAAAUGGGCUUGACUAUGCAGGCUGUGCGCAUCCACGACAACAACAAAAUCCUUCAUUUGGACGUCUUUUUCAGCCUUAUGGAAGAAUACAAAGCCAAACUGGAGUUAGAUAUUCCGGAAUACAUAAGAGCCAUCAAAUUUGAGAGCAAGAUCGAAGUGCUAGGACCAUAUCGUUAUUUGUUCGCGGCUGCGUUCAAGCACGGUACCUCAGUUAUUAUGCAGGUAGAGGGUCCACUACUAGUCUUGAUCACCCAGGCUGUUGUGCACCUCCAAGCUCAUAUUAUGGUUGAUGCUCUCCCCAGUGGACUUGUCAGGAUUUCCACAAUCAUUAUCUCUGCCAGAAAUAAGCAACAAUUUUCCUUCGAAUUAAAGAACCAUCGUGAAUCGCUAUUCGAUAUAGACUUUAAUCUAGGUCUCGAGUCACCUCAAAAGACAUCCAUUGAAUCUAAAUUAUACAUAACGGAAAUAAUUCAACAUAAGCUCGAAAUAGUCAUAAAGAAUAAUAUUGCUUAUUAUAAUAUGAAUACGGUAUUGUUGACAAAUACUUCAUGGGCUCGACGAGUGAAGAGUUUUGUUGACGUUGACAUGGAGCACCAGCGAGUGACUGGUGAGUUAUACUGGGACAGUGAUCGCAACUCGAGCAAGAAGGUGAGCUGCGACGCCACGCUAGUCACAAGCUCCUCCAUUCCCACACAAGCCUCAGUCCAUGGAAGCGUAACCUACAUGGGAUUGACUUACAGUUAUAAGACUGAAGUAAAUGCAGCCAGCCACUGCCCCUUAUUAUGUGGAAUGAACAUCGAGGUAACUACACCAACUCAGGCAAUGUUCAUGGUAAGCGCAAGUAACGAAGUUCAUCGUCAAGCCUCUGACACGAGGAUGAACACCCUCGUUCACUACAAGAGCUUGGAGAAUAAACACUACCACUUGACCAGUAUCUUAGAUUUGAAAGAGCUUGAUAAUCAACACAGUUUUCAGUUUGAGUCUGAGAUACAUUUCAUGUCACCAGAAGAUGAGAACACGACUCUUAAAGCAGAGGUUGAAACACUCAUUACAUCCCAGGAGCAAGCUGCUUUCUUAAAGUUAAGUCUCAGGACGUCAGUAGUGGAGCCGUCUCUGGUUAUUGAUUUUGAAGCGAGAAACAAAGUGGAUUCCUCCAGUGGCAGGUGUAUGGUGGGAGGGAGUCCACCUCUUACCCUCUUCAGCUGGGACAUGUUACUGCACCAGGAAGGCGGAAUUAGAUCUCUGAAUUGUGGAAUUGAUAUGACAGUUGUUAAGGAUGAAGUGAAUCUACUCUUUCAAUUAAUUAAUUCUCAAAGAUCCCCGUACAUAAAUAAGUUCACUAGAAAUGGUACCUACCUCUUGAGUUACCAAGAAGCUACACCAGGAAGCCACUCUCUCCUUCUUCAAUUUCCCUCCCGCACAAUGCAGGCUGAAGCAGAAUACUCUUCUUCGGAGUUCACUCUAAGGUUGUACCCUAAAAAGCAUGAAAGCGAGUCCAAAUAUGAGCUCACGGCCAUAAAGAAUCACUUCAUUAAUGAUACGCAAUACAACUUCACAUAUGAAGGUCGUCUCAAUCAUCCUAGCUUCAGUAAAAACAUGAUAUUUAAUAUUCAGCACAGUGGUGAGCACAACGUUCUUCGGGGCAAGGUUGAGCUGGAUGUAUUCCCCGACCCAGAAAACAUGUUUAUAGCUACUCUCGAGUCAUUCAGACCAUCACCAGACAGUAUGAAGGUCGUGGUUCACUUAACAUCAGCCUUACUGAAGGAGAGUCCCAUGGUCACUAUAAUGGCAGCUUAUGCUUCGCAUACAGUUUGCUUUGAUGUGAAGUUCCAGAAGACUCCCUCGUCGCCAGAAUUAUUCCAAGUUUUGGCUAAAUACGAUAAAAUACCUACCGGAGAUGCAACACUGGCUUUCCGUGUGGUGAGCGAGGAAGUUGCAGUGGUAGAUAUCGCUGGUGUGGCGACGCCAGAUGAUCCUGAGUGUGACGGCUUCAUUGUCAAGGCUGUGACUCACAAUUUUCCACUCGGAAGUUAUGACAUUCACGCCAAACUCUGUAGACCAUUCUUCAUCGAGUUAAUUUCCAGCAAACGAGGCGGCGAGAUUUACCUCCUCAAGGUUGGAAACCAGAAUUGGAAGACCUGGGAAGCGAGCCUAUCUGUGCUUGCAACCGAGGAGUCUGAUGAAACCAGGAUCAUGAUAGGGCGCUUCUUGCUAGCUUCACCCAUGAUGAUAACUGCUGACAUUGGCUUGAAUCCCAAUUACGGCCAAGUAAAGUUAGCAGUGUUCGAGGAGCUGGAUAACGUAUUAAACUGGUGCACACUGUGGGUGAAGAAGCUUUACCAUGACGUUGUAGCAGAUCUCCACGAUGGCAGCACCUCCCCGAGGCACCGUUUACUCGUGCUUGUGCAGGAAACUAAGAAGGAAUUGGUUCUCAUUUACCGUGACCUGGUGAGUGAUGAUCUAGCUCCUGGCACUGACCUGGUGGGUGCGCUGCUGGGUGGUGCCUGGACACAGGCCGUGUGGCAGGCUUACCUGCUGGUGUUCAUGGAGGUGGCCCAGCUGCAGCACUACUGCGAGGCUGUUCUCUCUAAGCUGAUCGACGACAUAUACUCUGAGUGCUACCACGCUAUUCAGUUGACAACACAAGUUUUGGUGAAGGCUGCACGUUGUGUGGAGUCUGGUGAGGUGCCAGAGGCCGUGCAUCACCUAGUGGAACACAUGCAAGAGACUAGCCUCUUCCGGAUGCUCAAAACUGAAGUAGAGACCUUAGUUGAGCGAUACCCGGAGGAGUAUGAUGCCAUUCAGCAGGGGGUGGACAAGGUGAAGCAUACCCUCCAGCAUGAUCUUGACGAAAUUCGCGUAAAAUUCAUCAGCACUGUAACUGUCAGCAAAUACUUAACGUGGAUAAAUAAAUAUCUUGAUUUGGAAGGAGGAAUUACUGAUUUAAGGAACGAAAUUAUUCGAAUCUUUAUCAAAAACCUUUUAAUUAAGGUCAACAUUCAUGAUGGUCAUUUGCAGGCGAAUAUUCCUCUGCCUUAUCCAACAUUUUCAAUCAGUCAAGCAGCAGAAGCAUUGUCAUCAAAUCCCCUGAAAAGUCUUGAUAAAAUAGUGUCAUGGCCAUUCUAUGCCUUUCCUGUAAACAUAAAUAAUUGUAUCUGGGCAUACUACACGUUGCUGCCCCGCCACAAGACAGACUUGCUGCCUCCUUACAACCGCACAGCCAUGGUUGUCAGUGACACAGAGAUUCUUACUUUUGAUGGCGCUCUGCUUCGUGCACCUCGUUCACCGUGCCAGGUUGUCUUGGCUGUAUAUGCCAACAACAAGCUUACCAUGGCCCAUCCACAACCCGCAGCCCCAGCACAUAUCACCUUCUCUACUGGCUCCACUACCGUGUCUAUUAAGCCAGACUUCAGUGUUAACAUCAACGGGCAAGAGAUGAGCAGACAGCGAACAACUGCAGGUGAAGUCACUGUUCACAAGACCUCCCGAGAAGUCAAUAUAAUUUUACCUUUCAUGACAGUCCGAGUAUUCCGCCAAGAACGUGUGGUAUCCGUGGACGUGUCUGGCUGGAUCUUCAGUCACAUUGCAGGUCUUCUAGGGACUUAUGAUGGUGAAAUUGGUAAUGACUGGUUUACACCAUCGGGAACGAAUGCUUCCAGCCUUCAGGAGCUGGUGUCAUCUUGGCAAGAGGACAAGCAGUGCCGAACACCUACCAUCUCUCCCUUCAACUAUAAGAGUAUCACAGUAAGAAAAGUUGUGAAGUGUCAGGCACUUCUGGGAGUUCGCUCCAGAUGCUCCUUUGUGGUUCAUCCAGAAUCCUUCGUUAAAAUGUGCCACGCCGCCCGUCAGCCCUGUGACGUUGCCCAAGCCUACCACAUCAUCUGCUCUAACAAGGGUGUGAAUAGACUGUUUUCAUAUAUUUGCUAGGUUUCGUGCAUUGUUGUACUGAUAUUUGAGGCAUGAAUUAUUAAAAAUAAGCACGUACACAUUCAUAUUCUUGCUUGUUUCAUGUACGAUAUAUAAAAUAAGCAAUGAGAGCAUUGUUGUAUAAUUUGUACUAUAAAAUUAUGAUAUAUUUAAUAAUAUACAUUUUGUUAAUUGAUAACUAGUGUUUAAAUGUUAUUUUUAUUAAUCUUUAAUCAGAGGGAAGGACUAAACCCGUAGGGGUCACAUUAUGCUUGGGAUAUGGGGAACAAUCAGGAUUGAUCCAAGUGUAGGGAUAAGUCCAGUUCCUUGGAUCAAGAGCACAUCACCAGCAUUAAGGCACCUCUGUUUAAAUCUGCUUAUCGUAUAAAGACAAAUUGUUGAAAUAAAUUUUUCGCUUCAGUCCUCCAGGAAUACAAUUCAACAGAUUUCUUGGUCUUAGCAGGGUUAACCUAGUAUAUAUAUUAAUAAUUUUCUACCAGUGGAUAAAUAUAAUUAUAUGCUUAUUUAAUUACUAUAUAAAUUUAUAAUUGUCUGGUAAAAUCAUGUGGAAUAAACGAAUAAAGUCUAUAAUGGAAA